Molecule: messenger RNA, 1194 nt
Organism: Ectocarpus sp. CCAP 1310/34
Lineage: Eukaryota; Phaeophyceae; Ectocarpales; Ectocarpaceae
Source: the annotation of a GenBank genome assembly
AUGCACCUGGCCGUUGUGCGAUUGUCAGCGAUGCCCGACAUCAACGAUACAUCCCAGGAGGCCUUGUCCAACGUCGUGGAAAACGCGCUAAAGUUCUGCAAGAUGGGGCGCGGCGAGGGUGGGAAGGACGGGGGGGUUCGUGCGACGGUGGUCUUGAGGGCCCGCCUGAGCGUGGAACCCGAGUGGGCAGCCGAGAGCGGUGUUGUUAUAGAAGUCGUGGACAACGGCCCGGGCAUCGAAGCAGAAGACAUGCCGUACAUCUUCGACCGCGGGUACAGAGGGAGGCAGCCGUUACAGUGCGGCAUUCCGGGGACGGGCCUCGGCCUGGGCAUCGCCAGGGACACGAUGCGCUCGUUCGGCGGGGACCUUGAGGUUGUGAAUAUGAAGAGGGACACGGAUGGUGAUGAUGAUGCCGAUGGUGACGGGAAGGAUGGGGGCUGGGGGACCGGGGUGAAGCUGUACCUGCCGAGGGGGGAACGAAGGAGAUCAGAGGGGGGGGAAUGAAGCCGGACAGCUAGCGUGGAUGGACUGGCGCCAUGUAUUCGUGGAAUUCCGACGGUCGGACUGCUGGCGCAACGCACAGAUGGGUGGUUGUACUUGUAGUGGCUCUUGGUGGGGCCGAAGGUGGUUAUUUAGUCUUGUUGGGUGGGUAGCGGUGACGUGUUAGUUGUUUGUUGCGUCGUUUAUACGGAGUGUCUCUAUUUUGUCUGGGGCAGGAAAACCGAUUUGUACAGCAUUGUUAGUGGUUAUUUCGUGGGGUGGAUAAGGCGAUUCGCCAGGUACCAUUACCUGUUCCGCAAUGUGGAGGGCGACCCAGGACCCGUUCCGGGAGGGUGCCACUGAUUCUAUCUUCGAAGCCAACGCCCACCACGAAGCAAUCGAUGGGUGAAACGAGCUGCCAUGGUUCGGGGUUCUUAACCCCUUUGGGUCUUGCCUUUUCUUUUUUCGGCAAAAGAAAUAAUUGGGAGGAGGAGAGAAUGCGGGAGAGAGAGGCAGAAGUUGCAGAAAGAGACGUGUGUGCUUCUGCAGACGGAACAGCUAUCUCCACUCAUAGGCCAUGAGGGCUGCCCGCGACAGGGCGGUGGGCACAUACAGGAUCACGGAAGGGUAGCGGUGCGGCCGGCAGGGCAGGUUAGGCUUGUAGACCUCGAAAAGAUUCAGUCGUCAAGCAGCCUAAACUAGUCUAUGUUUAGU